Messenger RNA from Emiliania huxleyi CCMP1516, 963 nucleotides. RefSeq lists its product as hypothetical. Gene Ontology annotation, molecular function: protein binding. Bases 1 to 963 code for a protein of 320 amino acids. The record is from RefSeq and is a predicted model, not a curated record. Lineage: Eukaryota; Haptophyta; Isochrysidales; Noelaerhabdaceae. The transcript is spliced from 3 exons.
AUGGUCGCUAGCGAGGCGGAGGCUGGCUGGGAAAGGCUCGAGGCCGGCGGCGUCCCGCCCACGAUGCGCCACGGCCUGGCCUGCGCCGCGCUCAGGACGCGCGACCGCGCGCUGCUCUACGUGUUUGGUGGCAUUGAUGCCGCUGCGCGCCUCGGCAGCGGCGGCGCGGGCAGCGCGGACGAGUAUCUCGACGAUCUGCACGUGCUCGACGCGACGGACGGCGCCAUGACGUGGCGCCGGCUCCUUCGCGGCGCUUCCGCCUCGUGGCCGCAGCGGCGUGCCUUCCACACCGCCACCGCCAUCGACUCGCGCGCCUUCCUCGUGUUUGGAGGCGCGACGGCGCCUCCAAAGCGGCCGCGCCGCCGCUCGCGCGCCAGCAGCGGCGCGGCGGCGGACGAAGGCAACCCUGUCUCGUACCUCAACGACGUCUGGCAGUUUCGCGGCGAGGACCAGGCCUGGGUGUGCGUCGAGAGCCGCGGCGAGCCGCCGCCGGCGCGCGGCGCGCACGCGGCGGCGCUCGUGAGUGCCCCGCCCCGGCUGCUAGUCCACGGCGGCUGCGGCGAGGGCGGCGCCGUGCUGGACGACCUGUGGCUCCUGUCGGCACGCGCCGGAGCGGACGCGGCGCUGAGCGGCGCGCGCACCGAGCUUGCCACGGCGCGCAAGCGCGAGGCGGCGCUGUCGACGGAGCUGGAGGCGGCGCGUGCGGCGGCGGCGAGCCACCAGACGGCCGCAGAGGCGCGCAGCCGCGAGGCGCUCGAGCUGCGCCAGCAGCUGCACGCGCAGAAGCAGGCGGUGCGCGCCGCCGAGGGGCGGCUCUCGCGCCUCCCGGGCUCCGCCCGCGCGCUCGCCGAACGGCUCAGCGACCUCUGCGAGCCCAUCGAGGCGGCCCUGCACGAGCUCAAUGCGGCGCACGCGCCGUCGAUCGAGCGCGGCGACGGCUCCCGCGGCACCGGCAGCUUUUGA